UAUGGUGGAAGAGCGCCUCAGGUGUUGUAAUGGUGUCCAGUUCGCCCCUCUGUGAAUCAGUGUUGAUCACAAAUGGUGGCGCCGAGUUUCGAGAACACUUCAACUCCUACAGGCCACCAACCGGUGGUUUAAAGGAGUAAAUUGUAUAUUCUUGUAGCAUAACAGGCGUUAAAGGGUACGGAAACGGGAGUUGAAAUCACCGCAGGCACGGAAAGAGUGUUGACGGGGCAGCCGCGUUAUUCCCCCGAGACUUUGGCCAAACUUCCUCGAUGCGGUUGAGUCCGUCGGGUUCGAUGUGACCGCGGGAAUCGAUGAUGGCCCCCGCCAGCACCGCGCGACACGACCCGCGGGCAUACGUCCAGGUCAAGCCGCUCCCGAUCCCCACGCAGAAGGGACUGAAACUCCAGGCCCGCUCCGAAACCGUCUACAACCCGACAACUCCGACGCGUGAGGAGGUCUUCCGAGAGAACUAUGGUAGGAGGCUGAGACAGACUACGAGACAAGGGUACCGCUCGCGUAUCGAUAAACCAUACCAGGAGCUUGGAGGGCCCGUCCACUUGGAUGAGAGGAAAUUGAUACUAUCAGCUUUGGGUCAGCUGAAAGAGCAAGAGGCUGUUGACCGAGCAUUGGCAGACAAGAGGAGGGAGGAAGAGGAGGAGAGGGAACAGCAGCUGGUGAAGGAUGCAGAGGAACAACUGCAACAGCAGCAGAGAAGGACUGCUGCCCAGUUUGUGCUGAGGAAACAGAAAAAGGAGCUGAACACACUCAACAGUCAGUUCAAGAAACAGAGGUCUCUAAUCCAGUCCGUCCGGCUGGGAAAAGGCCUGUUCUGGUUGAUGAACGAUGAGGAGGCGGCUCAUGAAGACGCCCAGGCGGAGCAAAGCCGCAGGCAGGAGAUGGAGAAACUAUCGUCAUGGCAACCGCCUGCAGCCGGAUCCUCGGAUGAUGAUGAUGAGUCUGAUGACGACUUGUCAAAGGAUGAGGACUUGGGAAAGUUUUUCCAAACAGAAGUUCCCGAGGGGAGUAGUGCGAGGACAAAAAGUGCUGCUACCAGCCAUGCAGGAACAAUAGACCUGGCUGCCCAGUCCGAGUUUGCGCCCUCCGUUCGCACACGUUCUGCCGUCAGCACCAAGAAGAAGAAGGGACCGCACAGCGCCCCUCCCCGACCCUUCACCCCCUGUUAUUCCAACAUUAACGCUGCCCAACCGGCAACACCAAAUGAACUGGAGAGUUUUUUCCGUCAGCUGUGUGCGCUGAACUGGCUGCUGGAGUCCAUGUCGCUGGAGGGACCGAGUGUCAUGAUGCCCAUUUCCUCAUGCUGGGACCUCAAGGAACCCGGAGGAGGGAAGACAACCCAACAGAAACUUAAGAAGGAGAAAAUGACAGAGACAAAGUGGGCCCAGUUCAUCACUCAGCCCAGAAUAGACAGGCAAAACAGGCUGAGUCUCCGCCUAGCCGCGGGGGGUCGGCGCCCCUCCAGCGGACGGAAAGUCUCCAUCGCUCGCUCGCCGAGCGUCAGCAGCCGUCCGGGCAGCCACAGUUCCGGGCGGGUCUCGCCGGCACCCCCCUCCCCCUCCCCUAGUCCUGUACCCCCCACCCCUCCCACGCCGACCGUGACGACCAGCCCGGUAACGGCGCCGGAUAUCGUGGUUAGCGAGGACGUACCUGAGGCAGAAGUGGAUGAGGUGUACGAUAAAGCCCAGAGGAGAACAUCUACCAAUAGAAGGACCAGUAGAAAGUACAGUAGGGCAAAAAGGGACAGCAGUAAGUGCGAGGAACAACUCAGCAGCACACUAGCCCUUCUGAAGUUCCUGUCAGACAUCAGUGCAGACCUACAGAAGGAAGCGGAGGAAGGACUGGCCCAAGAUGGCGACCUGAGACCCGGCAGUGCGGAACGUGAGACGCCCACCAUCACCAUCAACACUCCAAGGGCCGUGGACAGAGCGUUGUCGAUGCAGACGGUGGGGAGGGGGGCGCGAGCGAUGAUGGCACUCAGGAAACAGUCUCGUGCUUACGGCAUGCCGGGCUCCACUCGAAACCAAUCCCCUACAGACGAGGUCCGGUCGCAGCUGGCUGACUACAGGCUCCGGGGAACCCCCUCCACAUCCUCCAGCAAGAGCAUGCCUGCCAGACCGCUUAGGUACAUCUACAUUUCAUUGAAUGUGUGUAUUUCCAGCUCUCCUGCGUAUUUUGCGCUGUACAUGGACUUCCCGAGCGUGAGACAGCAAGGCCUACCAUUGGAGAUGAGACAGAGGUUUGCCGACGUCUCCGCUGAGAAGGCUCUCACGCUACACGAUAACCUGGAAGCUCUGGACAGGAAAAGAAAACAGAAGUGUGAGACCAAGUUCCGCACCCUGGGCCACCCCACCAGUUUCUUCCGAGCGGUGGACAAGAUGAAGACAGCUGUUCAGGAGGAGGAGAGAAGAGAGCAGGAAGAGUACGAAACUCUGCGGAAACAGAAGGUCCACGCUCCCUGGUAUAAGGACCUACAAGAGAACCUGCCACCAAACAUCAGGGACGACAGAUUCUGCCUCAACAUCCUGGAGAAAAUCUCCAGAUACGGCAUUGUGCAGCUAGACGGCAUCAGCAGACGGUACAGCCCUCACCAGUUCCUGAAGGUUCUCUCCACUCUCCGGCCCUGGGAGCUGUGUGCACCUGACAUCAGCUCUGCUAUAGAGUUUGUUCGAGAGAAGAUUAUUGAGAUGCCCACAGAGGAUUACGAAGAGUGGCUUGAGACCAGACUGCAGACCAGGGCCAAAAGUGCUCCCCCUGGAGGAAAACGGUAGUACUGCAGGACAUUUUCCAGCCACGGUGACAUCAUUGGAAAAUUUGCCAAGCCACAAAAAUACUAAGAGAGUCCAGCCCAGCAGUGAAUGGAGGAUAGAAUUUCCAUUUUCUUACUUUUCUAUGCAGUUAGUUAAGUUAAAAAUCCUUUCUUCAUCUUUCAGUGUAUAGGGGCAGUGCCCAUCUCCGUUUCUAAAGCUCUUGGGCCGCACAGACCACUAUAGUAGGGAUUAGUACACUGUGUGAUGAGAAAUUAUUACUCUAUAGAGUCUAUAGGAAGUUCAUGUUGUGAAGUUUAACGUUACAUCAAGGAAAACCAUAAUAAGAAGCACAAUGUGACCACUAACUUAUGUGGAAUGCAGUAAUGCUAUGUACUGUGAACUGAAGGCACAAUCUGACCACUGACUUAUACUGAAUGCAGUAACACUGUGGACUAAAUAUGUAGUGAUAGAACAUUAGCAAACACCUUUAUACAAAAACAAACAUCUUAAGUUUAUGUAUGCUGCUAAAGGAAAGACAGUUAAGAAACAGUCAUUUCUCAAGGAACUAUUUGAAUGGCUGAAAGUGAUAUUUAUAGAUUACCGAGCAACUUAUGGUUUUUGUUGUUUUCUAAAAAAAUGCAGUUUUUUAAUAAUUAUUUUUAUUGGUGCCAGUGCCACCAUAAAGGGCUACCUCUUUGCAGGUCACUAUGCAAACUACAUGUAACGCUAGUUCACCUUUAUCCGCGGGGUAGCCUAUAUACGAUGUCUUUAAAAACAGCGUAUUCAAAGAUAUCAAGUCAACGGACGGUGGUUUCAAAUUGUGGUGUUUUGAUAAUGUCGUGAUUAGAAACCACUAUCCGUCGACUUGAUAGCCAUGAAUACUAUGUUUCUAACAACAACGGAUAUAGGUUACCCCGCGGAUAAAGGUGAACUAGUGUUAAAGGACUAUGUAAAGAAAUGUGGGAAAUGGAUUUCGUAUAAAAGAUUAUGCAUAUUUUGAUUGUUACUCUAUUAAAAUUCAGUUUUGUCCAUCAAUUAGUAAGUAGAUAUAAUACAACUUGUCUUUGGAAGGGUUUCCAAUGUUUGUAUGUUGUCUCCAAUAUUGUAGAUAUUACUGUCGCUGCAGGAAAUGUUGUCAUUUUGUACAUAUUUGAAUCUUCAUGCUGCAAAGAGUUUUUAUUGUACUUGUGAAAAUAAAUACAUUUGUAUUGUA
Molecule: messenger RNA, 3978 nt
Organism: Branchiostoma floridae (Florida lancelet)
Lineage: Eukaryota; Metazoa; Chordata; Leptocardii; Amphioxiformes; Branchiostomatidae
Product: coiled-coil domain-containing protein 60-like
Exons: 19
Coding region: 312-2786 (824 amino acids)
Source: RefSeq, a predicted model, not a curated record